AUGGGGGUCCUGCACCUUGGCCCAGACCCCCGUGGUGGGACCCGGGGGAUAUUCGGGCUCCGUUACAUAACCGCUCUCACCUGGCGCCUGGCCUUGAUGGCCGCCCCCGCUUGGAGUGGCAGAGCGCCCCGGGAGCUUGGGGUCUCGGUGAACUCGACCAAGGAGAACGAGGCAUGGCUGGCUGAGGACCCGACACGGGUGCCCACGUGUGGGAGGCGUGCCCGGCGUCCGCGUUUCGUCCUGGGCGGGGGCUCAGGUCCGGGUGCCCUGGCCCGAAGGCUGCAGAGCGCAGGUCUGCGUGAAGUGCUCCUGGAGGGGGAGCCAGGCUCCUCGGGCCCCAAGCGGAUGCCCAUUGUCUCUGCCCUUGGCCUGGUCCUCGGCUCUGCCACAGGACCCUGGGCCCAGAGGGAGGGCCUGAUUGCUUUUGGCCGGGACCUGGGAGCACCUCUGGAGGUGGGCCUCCCCCCGACCCUGCUUCGCCCACCUGUCUCCUGGUCGGUGACAGUGUCCUGGGAGCCGCAAGGUUACGGGCAUGCUGCUCCCGGCACGGACGCGGGCAAGGCCUUCUGCAUGUUCUACGCGGUGCUGGGCAUCCCGCUGACGCUGGUCAUGUUCCAGAGCCUGGGCGAGCGGAUGAACACGUUUGUGCGCUACCUGCUGAAGCGCAUCAAGAGGUGCUGCGGCCUGCGCAACACGGAGGUGUCCAUGGAGAACAUGGUGACCGUGGGCUUCUUUUCCUGCAUGGGGACGCUGUGCAUCGGCGCGGCCGCCUUCUCCCAGUGCGAGGAGUGGAGCUUCUUCCACGCCUACUACUACUGCUUCAUCACGUUGACUACCAUUGGGUUCGGGGACUACGUGGCCCUGCAGACCAAGGGCGCCCUGCAAAAGAAGCCGCUCUACGUGGCCUUUAGCUUUAUGUAUAUCCUGGUGGGGCUGACAGUCAUCGGGGCCUUCCUCAACCUGGUGGUCCUCAGGUUCCUGACCAUGAACAGCGAGGACGAGCGGCGGGACGCCGAGGAGCGGGCGUCCCUGGCCGGCAACCGCAGCAGCAUGGUCAUCCACAUCCCCGAGGAGGCGCGGCAGGGCCGGCCCCGGUACAAGGCAGACGCGGCGGACCUGCAGUCCGUGUGCUCCUGCACCUGCUACCGCCCGCAGGAGUACGGUGGCCGCUCGGCGGCACAUCAGAACUCCUUCAGCGCCAAGCUCGCCCCCCAGUACUUCCACUCCAUCUCUUACAAGAUCGAGGAGAUCUCGCCAAGCACAUUAAAAAACAGCCUCUUUCCGUCCCCUAUCAGCUCCAUCUCCCCCGGGUUACACAGCUUUACCGACAACCACAGGCUAAUGAGACGACGGAAGUCCAUCUAGGUCUGGGGCGGGGAAUACAAGCCCGAGUCUUGUGUCCUCUUUGACGUUCAGUCUCAUGGGCCCAACUUGUCUUAUUUAUUAUGAUUAUCCUUUAUGAUUAUGAUUAUCGUCAUCAUUUUUUUUUUCCUUUCUCUCCUUCCUUCCUCUCUUGGUUUCAUUUCUUCCCCACCUUUCCAGCGAGACAGAGCAGGCCAAAGGGAAAAGAAAGCCCGUCUUCCUCUGAAACUCGCAUCUGAGCAUGAAGCAUGGAUUUUGUCCUUCUUCCCAGCAAAGUAUGCCUUACAUUUCUCCCCAGCCUGCCCCGUAUCUCGGGGUGGGGAGGGGUGGCUUUCCCAGGACAGGUGUGAGACCCAGACAAGGAGACAGCCCAGAGGAUACCGACCCAAAGUUGCACACCCCACUGAGUGACAGUGGCGUCUCUGACCCAGCUCCUCUCUCCUCCCAAGCAGCGGGUGGCCGUACGUGUGUGGUCUGAGUGUGUGCGAGUGAGGGCACACCCCAGUGUGCGUCUGUGUGUGUACGUGUGACGAGAUGGAAGGUGCCAGGUGUUCAUCUUUCUUUUCCAUCACACAGUUCUGUUAAUAGCCCGCUUUUGGCUGCUUCCAAACAAAAAGGGGAAAACAAAACCCAGGAGGUUCUUGAUUUAUCAUCUUGCCGAAUCAAGCAUGUUCCAUAAGCAGCCUUUAUCCCAGGCGUGUCAUGAUCCCAUUUUUUAACUGCUAGGUUCUAAAUUCUAUUAACUUCUUUUUAGGGGGUG
This is a messenger RNA of Odocoileus virginianus texanus, 2122 nucleotides long. The record is from RefSeq and is a predicted model, not a curated record. NCBI's taxonomy places the organism in Eukaryota, Metazoa, Chordata, Mammalia, Artiodactyla, Cervidae.